GUUUAACUUGUGCGAUGUGUGUCUCUCGAACGCUACUUGAGUUGCGUGUGGCACAGGUUACUGCUUUCACCCAUGGUGAACUUCACAAGGUUUGUAGAGGCUGGGCGCGUUGUGUUCAUUGCCUCUGGACCUUAUGCUAAAAAGGUGGCAAUCAUCGUAGAAAUAAUUGACCAAAGACGUGUUCUUAUCGAUGGGCCAUGCUCUGGCGUUCCUAGACAAGAAAUAAGUUUGAACAGACUGCAUUUAACAAAGCUAAAGUACAAACUUCCACAUGGAUGUGGUACAAAUUCAGUCGAGAGACAUUGGAAAAGGUAUGACAUAACUAAGGAUUGGGAGAACACUGUGUGGGCACGAAAGCUUCAUCGCAAAUCCCUACGAGCGGCUAUGACCGAUUUUGACAGGUUUAAAGUCAUGGUAGCUCGUAAACAGCGCAACAACAUUUUGAAACAGUUCAAGUUGAAGAAGCCGGUCGAAAAAACUGCAAAGCCUGUGAAGAAGGCUGUGAAAAAAUAAACUAAUAAAUGCAUUAUGUCGAA
Messenger RNA from Schistosoma spindalis, 536 nucleotides. NCBI's taxonomy places the organism in Eukaryota, Metazoa, Platyhelminthes, Trematoda, Strigeidida, Schistosomatidae. The record is from the annotation of a GenBank genome assembly.